Messenger RNA from Salvelinus sp. IW2-2015, 376 nucleotides. RefSeq names its product large ribosomal subunit protein eL29. The record is from RefSeq and is a predicted model, not a curated record. Lineage: Eukaryota; Metazoa; Chordata; Actinopteri; Salmoniformes; Salmonidae. Gene Ontology annotation, cellular component: cytosolic large ribosomal subunit; ribosome. Gene Ontology annotation, molecular function: structural constituent of ribosome. Gene Ontology annotation, biological process: cytoplasmic translation.
GAUGUUGCGCCUCUGGGUUUAGAAACUCUGUGUCAUUUCUUCCUCUUCCUGUUUUCGUCUGUGUGUCUGGCAGCUCCACAGAACAGAGAUGGCAAAGUCAAAAAAUCACACCACCCACAACCAGUCCCGUAAGGCCCACAGGAACGGGAUCAAGAAGCCCAGACCAGACCGAUACGAGUCCAUGAAAGGGGUCGACCCGAAGUUCAUGAAGAACAUGCGUUUCGCCAAGAAGCACAACAAGAAGGGGCAGAAGACAGCCAACGCAGCGGCCAAGAAGAUCGCACUGGCAGCCGCCCCUUAGAUGUGGGUGGCAGAUCGCUGCAUCUCCACGUUCCAUUGACUUUUGUUACCAUCACAAUAAAGCGUUGUUAGUUUA